Molecule: messenger RNA, 1798 nt
Organism: Austrofundulus limnaeus
Lineage: Eukaryota; Metazoa; Chordata; Actinopteri; Cyprinodontiformes; Rivulidae
Gene: pfkfb4b
Product: 6-phosphofructo-2-kinase/fructose-2,6-biphosphatase 4b
Exons: 14
Coding region: 57-1592 (511 amino acids)
Biological process (GO): fructose metabolic process; fructose 2,6-bisphosphate metabolic process
Cellular component (GO): cytosol
Molecular function (GO): ATP binding; fructose-2,6-bisphosphate 2-phosphatase activity; 6-phosphofructo-2-kinase activity
Source: RefSeq, a predicted model, not a curated record
GCGCGCUGCCUCCGUCUAUUACGGUAAUGUAAAAAAACGAGUGUUUMUCAGCUGAUAUGAGACGUCCAGUCCUGUGCAGCCGCAGACAGACACACUGCGAGACAGACUGGAAGCCCACCGCCUCACAGACUGAAGCGAAGCCGGCUGGCGAGCAUUAUCCACCCAAGAUGUUGGACAACGAGGAGAUUCUGCUGGAGAGCCACCCGCGGGAGCUCACCCAGAACCCGCUGAAGAAGAUCUGGAUGCCCCACAGGAACGGCCACAUCGGCCACAGACGGGUAUGUAUGACAAACUGUCCAACCCUCAUUGUGACCGUGGGACUUCCUGCCCGAGGGAAGACCUACAUUUCAAAGAAGCUCACUCGCUACCUAAACUGGAUAGGCGUGCCAACAAAAGAGUUCAACGUUGGUGAUUACAGGAGGGAGUGUCUGAAGAUCUACAAGUCCUUCGAGUUUUUCCGUCCUGAUAAUGAAGAAGGUGUUAAAAUCAGACGUCAGUGUGCCCUGUCGGCACUGAACGAUGUUCGUCAGUACCUGAGCGUUGAAGGAGGACAGGUUGCRGUAUUUGAUGCCACAAACACGACAAGAGACAGAAGAGUAACUAUCAUGAAGUUUGCUGAGCAGAAUGGGUUCAAAGUGUUUUUCGUGGAGUCAGUGUGUGAGGACCCAGAUGUCAUUGCACAAAACAUUGUGCAAGUUAAGCUGGGAAACCCAGACUAUGUUCACUGCAGUUCAGACGAGGCCAUCGCAGACUUCAUGAAGAGAAUAAAAUGCUACGAGUCGUCCUACCAGCCUCUGGAUGAGGAUCUGGACAGCGACGUGUCGUUUAUAAAGAUCAUGGACGUGGGCUGUCGUUACCUGGUGAACCGCGUCGUUGACCACAUCCAAAGCCGAAUCGUCUACUACCUGAUGAACAUCCACAUCACUCCACGAUCCAUCUACCUCUGCCGCCACGGAGAGAGCGACCUCAACAUCCAGGGACGCAUCGGAGGAGACUCCGGCUUGUCCGCUCGAGGGAAAGAGUAUGCCAAACGUCUGGGGAAGUUCAUUGAGGAGCAGCAGAUUAAAGACUUGAAAGUCUGGACCAGUCAGAUGAAGAGAACGAUCCAAACAGCGGAGUGCCUCGGCGUGCCGUACGAACAGUGGAAAUCCCUGAAUGAAAUCGAUGCUGGUGUGUGCGAAGAAAUGAUGUAUGAGGAGAUCCAAGAACAUUUCCCUCUGGAGUUUGCUCUGAGAGACCAAGACAAAUACCGCUACCGCUAUCCAAAAGGAGAGUCUUAUGAAGACCUGGUGCAGCGGCUGGAGCCUGUGAUCAUGGAGCUGGAGAGGCAGGAGAACGUUCUGGUUAUUUGUCACCAGGCCGUCAUGCGCUGUCUUCUAGCAUAUUUCUUGGACAAAACAUCGCAUGAGCUGCCUUAUCUUAAGUGUCCUUUGCACACUGUGUUGAAGUUGACGCCRGUUGCUUAUGGAUGUAAAGUGGAAAGUGUGUAUUUGGGCGUGGAUGCUGUGAACACACACAGGGACAGGCCGGAGAACGUGAACGUGCAGCGCAGCACUGAAGAUGCUCUACAAACAGUUCCAGCUCACCUCUGAUUUCUGAGCUCGUCUCUCGGUUCAAAGUCGUCUGGAGCCGUCAGCAUGUGAAAAGUGCCGUUAAGCUGAAGUUCUGUGUCUGCUUCCUCAUGGACACAGAAACAUCUUGGACUUCUACUGUGAUUUUUGACUUUUCUGUGUGCAAAAUUACAGACAAAAUGCUUUAUAUUAAAUCUGUGGAUCCACCAUUACUGGUGCUACAAUAA